AUGGAUGCAAACGAGACCGUGUCAUAUUUACAGCUUGUGACUGCGUGCACAGUGGAUGAGAAAAUUCUUCACCGCCAGAUAAAAAAGACUGGAUUGACGUCCAUGAUCAAUCUAGUUGAUCAGUCAUCCAAGCCGUCAUUCGUGGAUGAAGAACUUGAAAGCAUUUUCACUGUAAAAGAAGUGGAAUGUGAGACCCAUGAUCUCCUGGAAUGCCACUGCGGUGGUUGUGGAUUGCUGCCGGACGAAGUGGAUGACGAUCCAGGUAAUGAAAGAGUGUUCCAUUAUUGUAGG
Messenger RNA from Ostertagia ostertagi, 291 nucleotides. The record is from the annotation of a GenBank genome assembly. Lineage: Eukaryota; Metazoa; Nematoda; Chromadorea; Rhabditida; Trichostrongylidae.